This is a messenger RNA of Mesorhabditis belari, 1221 nucleotides long. The record is from the annotation of a GenBank genome assembly. NCBI's taxonomy places the organism in Eukaryota, Metazoa, Nematoda, Chromadorea, Rhabditida, Rhabditidae.
AUGAGAUCUCUCCUGAUCUUGGUGUCCCUUCUCGGCUUUGUCGUCAUCAGUUUAGCCGAUGAUGAUUCGGGAGAACAUGUAGUUGAUGUGAACAAUUUGGGAAAUGAUUUGACGAAAGAUCUUGGAUCUGAUGUUGAAGACUUUAAGAAAUUCAAUAAAAGAUUCAACAAAAAGAUCAAGCAAAAGGAUUUCAAAAAAGCGGCUAAAGCUUUUAAAGAAAACAAUAGCAAAUUGAAGGCAUUACAAGAAAAAAAUAAAGGAAAGAAAUUCAAACUGAAAAUGAAUCGAUUCAUGGCUCUACCCGAGGAGGAAUUUCAAUCGACGGUUCUGAUCUCUCCGACUUCGAUGAAAUUCAACUCAAAGACUCGCGCUAUUGAUCGAAAGGCAAAAGCGGCGAGACAACAGAAGAGGACGGGAAAGAAACACAAAAGAGAUACCGGAGAGGCUGAAGUGAGUGAAGUUGCUGAGGAAGAAGAGCCAAUUGAAAAUGAAGAGUGGGCUGAGGAAACAAAUACUGAAGAAGAGCCAUAUGAUCCACGAAUUGAUGACAAAUUGCCCGAGAAAUUCGACUGGAGAGAUUAUGGUGUUAUCACACCGGUCAAAGAUCAAUCAACUUGUGGAAGUUGCUGGACUUUCAGCGCCAACGGAGUGCUCGAGGCUCAGCACGCGCGAAAGCACCCGGGCGAGUUGCUCGACUUGUCGGAACAACAAAUUAUGACCUGUGUCUCACCGGAUCGACUGCAUAUUUGCAAAGGAGGAAAAAGCGAGGAUGUUUUCGAAUAUUUCUUGAAUAACAGUUUGGUGACUGAAGCGGAAAACCCGUAUACACCAUCGAAAACGAUCACUCCCCGAGAUGCGGGAUGCAAGAAAAUUAUUUCUCCUAAAGUCAAAGUCGCUUCACACGUCAGUCUCCGCGGGUCAACAGUUGAUGAGAUAAAGGAUGCUUUGAUUCAAGAUGGACCGAUUUCUGUUGGUGUCUAUUUGAAUCCAGAAUUUGAUUACUAUGCUGGUGGUUUAUUCGAUGCUCCUUGCACAGAUCAUGAAGCUGGUGGACAUGCAAUGAUCAUCGUUGGAUACGGAAAAGAAGACGAUGGUACACCGUAUUGGAUCAUCAAGAAUUCUUGGGGCGAAGAUUGGGGAGAAGGCGGCUAUAUUAAGUGGAAAAUGGGCGACAACUUGUGCAGCGUUGAAUCGAAGAGACUCAAUCAAGCGCAAAUCGUU